Messenger RNA from Betta splendens (Siamese fighting fish), 3714 nucleotides. RefSeq names its product arginine vasopressin receptor 2a, duplicate a (gene avpr2aa). The coding region runs from base 489 to 1997 and encodes 502 amino acids. Gene Ontology annotation, biological process: positive regulation of vasoconstriction; regulation of systemic arterial blood pressure by vasopressin; G protein-coupled receptor signaling pathway. The transcript has 7 exons. Gene Ontology annotation, molecular function: peptide binding; vasopressin receptor activity. NCBI's taxonomy places the organism in Eukaryota, Metazoa, Chordata, Actinopteri, Anabantiformes, Osphronemidae. The record is from RefSeq and is a predicted model, not a curated record. Gene Ontology annotation, cellular component: membrane.
UUCCUAACGAACACGGUGCAUUUGCAUGGAUACACACGCACAGUGUACACAUGCCGAUGAGCCCAGUCCCCGCUCGCCCUCACACGUGCACUUCGCAGGUAUGUUGCGCUGCCUGCGUGCACGCUCCACCCUCAGCCGUGGAGGACAGGCUGACUGACCCGGGAGGAGGGGAGAGCGGGGCGGGGAGAGGGAGAUAAGCGCAGGCGGACCCUCACACUCACUCCCGCUCGCGCUCCUGGAGGAGCGGCAGCCCGACGGUGCCGGAUCACGCCUGGAAUAAUAAAUGGAUUAGCGCGACGCACGUUUGCCAGCGCAAGGACGAAGCAGUCAGCGGGGAGCGGAGGGGAACUUCUGCGCUGACACUGAUGCAGACGCGCUGAUGGUGUGUGAGCCCGCCUGAUUCAUUCAGGGACCAGCUGGGCCACUUGGACUGAGCCAACGGGGGGGGGGGGAGCUGGGGGUCGGCUCCUCUAAAGUGCAUCAGAGGAAUGGAGCGCCUCCGCGUGCAGACGGGCUGGGACGGCCCGGGCCUCUCCUCGCCGCUCGCCUCGGGCGGCACCAACGCCACGCCCUCGUCCCUGCUGGCGUCCGGGCUGCGGUCGCUCAACGCCUCCGUCCUGGGCCUCUUCCCCGAGAACGCCUCCGCCUUCGGCCCCACGCCGCGCAGCCUGCCCAAGGCCGCCGUGCGGGACCCGGGCCUGGCCCGCGCCGAGAUCGCGGUGCUGGCGAUGGUGCUGGCCCUCACCACGCUGGGCAACGGCUUCGUGCUGUGGGUGCUGCUGCGGCGGAGGAAGCACAACGCGCCCAUGCACGUGUUCAUGGUCAACCUGGCCGUGGCCGACCUGGUGGUGGGGCUCUUUCAGGUGUUUCCCCAGCUCAUAUGGGACAUCACGGAGCGGUUCCAGGGGCCUGAUUUCCUCUGUCGCACCAUCAAGUACCUGCAGAUCGUCGGCAUGUUCGCGUCCUCCUAUAUGAUCGUUGCCAUGACAGUGGACCGGCACCACGCCAUCUGCUGCCCUUUGAAGGCCUAUCGAGGAGGGGCCGUGUCCCGCUGGAACCCCCCUGUGAUGGUGGCCUGGGCCCUGGCGCUGGUGCUGAGCUUACCGCAGGUCUUCAUCUUCUCCCGCUCAGAAGUGGCUCCCGGGGUGUACGAGUGCUGGGGGCACUUCGCUGAGGCGUGGGGGCUGAAGGCCUACGUCACCUGGAUGACGGUGGCCGUGCUCUUCCUGCCUGCGCUCAUCAUCACCGUCUGUCAGAUCAGGAUCUUCCGAGAGAUCCACAACAACAUCUACCUGAAGUCGGAGCGGCUGGUGAAGGCGGAGAUGAAGAGGAACGAAAUCCUGUUCUGCUUCCCCGGCUUCAGGGAGGCGGACGAGCGCUCCAAGGAGGGCGGCAGGCGGGUGUCGGGGGGAGGGGGAGGGGGGCGAGACGGGAGGGGAGACCAGCUCCUCAGGGCUGCGAACAGCAGCCCCCACAGCUACGCGCACGGCAGAGAGUGUUACGACUACGCCUCCCCCUCCGUCCAGUACAACAGCUCCCGCGGCGAGCUGGUGGCGCCGGCGCCGGGCGGCUCGGACCGGCAGGGCGCCUCCUCCGACCCGGCCUCAGGAUCCCGGCGCUGCUCCCUGGAGGGUGCCCCCCCGCAGCCUCCGGCCGCUCCGCCUCCGAGCAUCACCAGAGCCAUGUCCAAGACGGUGAGGAUGACGCUGGUCAUCGUGCUGGUCUACACCGUCUGCUGGGCGCCGUUCUUCAUUGUCCAGCUGUGGGCGGCCUGGGCCCCCGACCCGCCGAAACAAGGCGUGGCCUUCACCAUCCUCAUGCUUCUCGCCAGCCUCAACUCCUGCACCAACCCCUGGAUCUACACAGCGUUCUCCUCCAGCAUUUCCAGGGAGCUGCUGAGCCUGGCGCGCUGCCGCUCGGGGCCCGGCCGCCGAGGCUCGCUGCCCGACGACUCCACCGCCACGCACACGUCCACCACCAAGGACAGCCUGUACUGACGGGGGCGCGCGGCGGAGGCGGCUCAUCCCGUAGCGGGACGGGGCGUCAUUGACGAUGUCAACACCGUUUUAUCAUUGUAUUAUGGUACUGUGAAAUAUAGUGUACAGUGACGGCAUCCGUGAUGCAACGUGACCUUGGCGGCGAGGAGAUUUCCACCUCCACCAGUGUUUGUUCAGAAGGAUCUUGUUCAUCGCUUCAAAGGGGAAGAACUCACCGCGUGGAAGAAAACAGCAGCGGGAAUGCGGAGGGUGGAUCCCUGCGUUAAUGGCUUCCUGGCACAGCUGAGGAAAACAGAGAGAGAGGCACACGGACAUUAGGAAGAAGUUAGACAGCUGCUGCAAGGGCGGAGGUAAAAUUUCCUGUUAUAUCUGCAGUAAGACAGUGGUUUGGAGACGGAUGCUCGGGGCUGAAUUCAUACUUGCUGAGGACAAACCAGGUCCAGUGGAAAAAGAGCGAUUUAAUAACAACAACAGCCCAAUAGAAUCAAGACACUGCCCCCAAGAGGAACGGUGACACCGAGGGUUAACACAAAACACAUUCACUCACAGGCCAACGGUGGCAGGGAAGCAGAGGAUCAGCCCAGCUUAUCACAACCAUCCACGGCACAAGAAAUUGAUUGUGCUUUGCAUAAACACGGCUCAUAAGGUACGCGCAGAUACUUUCCAGUCACGGACUCCUGAAGGUAUGAAACGAGAGAAGCACGGAGCAACAGCGGGAGGAAGGGAGAGUUCGGCCCAUGCACAGUGUGAACAGGGUGAAGGGUAUUUAUGGAUAACGUAUAGCACAUUACAUUUAGUGACAUGUGUGAGAGAUGUGUUGAAUGUGAGUCAUAUAAGCUGUAACAUUAUGAUGCGUCAUGGAAAACGAGAUGUUAAACCAAAGAUGUUGUAAAAGGCUACUGUCGAGAGCAAUGUAAGCUGUAGAGGAGAUUAAUCUAGAACUCAUAAGCUUUUAAUAGUGUAUAAUCACCUGACAACAAGGAAAUAGCUGUUCCUUCAUUCAGUAGCCUUAUCUCUACACAUUAUAGAUGAUGAGGGUUCACAUGGUCCCAGUCUACAUCAGAAGAUGUUUGCUGAAUACAUCAGCAAACUGUAGCUUCAAAGGUCAGCUAACAUGAUUUUCUAGCUUAUUUGCCAUGUUACGUACAUCAGAGCAGCUUGGAGCGUCUCGGUACUAAGACCUCAAGAUUCAUUAGCGUCCGGCCGAAAAAGUCAUGCAGAUGACGGCGUUAGUAGUUUUUCAGGUCAGCCGACAUCAGCCGAGGCCUGGGCUCCAUCACGCUGCUCCUCCAGAGCUGGGAGGCACCCUGAGAAGGGGACGGCGCAGGGAGGUUUGACACCCCUAAUGAGCCUUUCAUACGCAGUGUGCAGUAACUCCAGCUGUGCUGUAAUGUGAAUCAGCAGUGAAAGUACUUCAGUACUUCUAGUUCGAACCAAGUGCCUGUAAUUUCACACAGACACUUUCCAGGGGCUGCCGCCACUGGAUUAAUGUGCUCAUGAUGUCAGCUAUGUGAUCCUUGGACACAGCUUCCCCCAGAGCAGGGGUCAUUGCAUAGGGUGGACCACCAUUUUUAUUUAUUGUUGCUGUUUUAUGUUCAUGUGCAGUUCAUGUAUCACAUUUCUACUCAUUAGAAACAAUGUAUUAUGUCACUCCGCUGCAUGAAAGAACAUGUAAUGUAAUUAUCUUUUUAAAUAAAAAUCAAUUAUGUGAGCUACA